AGUAGUGAAUGAUACACACACACACACACACACACACACACACACACACACACGGUAUUGGUGGACAGUCUUGAUCGGGAAGGCAGCAGCGGCGGCGGUGAUGGUGGCGGCGGUAUUGACGGCGGCGGCGGUGGUGACUGAAAUGGUGGUGGUGAUGAUCAGGUGGUGGUGGUGAUAGUGGUGAUGAGCUACGGAUCCUCGCUUCUUCUCUCCUCCUCCUUCUCCCUUCCUUUCUUUCGCCUCUCCAUAUCCUCUCUUCCUUCCUCCCUCCACCGCGGGCACUGGAGGAAACUUACGUAAGAGGAACGGGAGAGAAGGAGACAGAGAGAAAGGAGGAAAGAGUGAAGAAAUAAUGAAGGAAGGAUGAUGAUGAUGGUAAUGAGAAUGAACAAUACGUAAUAAAUAGAAAAACAAGAAUGAUGAUGAAAAUAAACAAUAAGAACGAUAGAAGAGCGAAAUAGAGAUGAUAAUAAUUGUAAACAAGGGUGAACAGAACGAAAGAAAAAUAAGAAAACAAGGAAAAUGAUAAAAAUAAACAGUAAACAAUGACAGAACAGUGAAAUAAAGACAAUAAUGAUGAUAACGAUGAUUGUAAACAAGGAUAAUGAUAAGAAUAAACAAUAACAAUGACAGAAUAGUGAGAUAAUGACGAUGAUAAUGAUGGCGGUGAUAGUAAACAAGAAAAAUAAUAAAGGAAAGAACGUAAAGAGACAAAGAUGACGAAAGGAUGACAUAAGGGGUCCGUACACAGGAAGGAAAAAAUAACUUACAGAGAACGUUGAUGAGAGAAAUAUUGAGAAGAGAAUGAUAAGAAAUGAGAAUAAUAAGAAAUGGUAAGAAAUGAGAAUGAUAAGAAAUGGUAAGAAAUGAGAAUGAUAAGAAAUGGUAAGAAAUGAGAAUGAUAAGAAAUGGUAAGAAAUGAGAAUAAUAAGAAAUGGUAAGAAAUGAGAAUGAUGAGAAAUGAUUAGAAAUGAGAAUGAUAAGAAAUUAUUAGAAAUGAGAAUAAUAAGAAAUGAUUAGAAAUGAGAAUGAUAAGAGAAAAUGAGAAUGAUAAGAAAUGAUUAGAAAUGAGAAUGAUAAAAGAAAUGAUUAGAAAAUAUUAAUGAGAAUGAUAAGAGAAAUAGUGACAAGGAAUGAAGGAAUAGUGAGAAUGAUGAUGAAAAUGACAAUGGAGAAAGGGAGAAAAAUGGAGUAGAAAUUGAUUAUGAUGAUGAUGAUAAACGAUAACAGUGACAUAACAGGAUAAAGAGGACAUGAGUAAAGAGGGAUAAAGAAGACAAGUAAAGAAGGAUAAAAAGACAGAAGUAAAGAAAAGGAAGGAAAACAGACAAAAUAAUGAGAUAAGAAAGAUAGUAAAAAGAAAACGAAGGAAAACACAAAAUAAGAGAAAAGAGGACAUAGUAACAAAGAAAAAGAAGGAAAACAAAAAAAAGAAAAUAUCGGAACAGCAAAAAAAUAAGACAAAAUAGAAGAAAAUGACGGAAUAACAAAGACAGUAACAAAGAAAAAGAAGGAAAACGGGAUAAUAAAGAAAACAAAGAACAAGGAAGAGAAAACAAAAUAAGAACGAUCGAUACAAACAAAACAAACAAACCAAAGGAAAGGAAACAAACAGCAACAAUAUCAGUGAACGGAAGAACAAACGAGGGAUAAAACAAACAAACAAACAAACAGAUAAUCGUACAAGCAAGCAAACAAACAAACAAGGAAGCAAAGGUAUGGGCUGGGCGGGGCGGGGCGCGGCGCCCCCCAGCCUGUGAGGCGCGUGUGGCGGCGCGGCGCGAUGGGCGGCACCUGCAGCAGGGAGACCUCGCCCCCCCUAGUGGGGCCCCGUGUUUCGCCCGCCCCCAAGGGCCCGACCCCACGCCCUGCCCAGGCCUGGCCGGGACGCACCGUCAAGUUCCUCAGCCCCGCGGGGCUACUGAAGCCGAGCACCUUCAGGGCGGGCACCGCCGCUCACAACGGCCCCGCACCCCUCCGCCCCCCCACGCCCUCCCCGCGGCCUGACGCCAACCAGAACUGGAAGCACAGCGAGCUGGUGGCGUGGCGGCGGGCCGGGGCGGGUCAGGGCGCGCCGCCCCCGCGCCGGGCCACCUCGGCACCUAGCGGCCCCGACCAGCUGGAGGCGGCGGGCUGGCGGGCGGGGCAGAGCGGGCCCCGCCUGGGCUCUGGGCUGCGCUGGGGCUCGGGUGGCCUGGGGGAGGGCCUUGUGGCCCUCUGCUGGCACUACCACCCACACUACCUGCGGUGAGCACCCACACACACCACACAACAACAACAACAACAACAACACUAGCGGCACACGCCGCCGUGACACACCACACACAUCACAUCAGCCUUUGUCUAGCGCGUUCCUUUCCUUCCCGUGAUGUCACCGGGAUUCUCAUUUAUUUUAGACGGGCCACCACCUGCGAGGAGGAGCGGGUGGGGAGGAAAAUGGAAAGAGGAGCAGGCGCAAUAGUAUUUUACCUGGGGCUUACCACUUUGUGUGAGGGGCGAGGGAAAUCAAGAAGAACCAAACAGACUAAUUUCCUCCUCCUCCUCCCUCUCCUCCUUCUCCUCUCCUCUCCC
Messenger RNA from Eriocheir sinensis (Chinese mitten crab), 2571 nucleotides. Its product is annotated as translation initiation factor IF-2-like. The coding region runs from base 1784 to 2251 and encodes 155 amino acids. NCBI's taxonomy places the organism in Eukaryota, Metazoa, Arthropoda, Malacostraca, Decapoda, Varunidae. The record is from RefSeq and is a predicted model, not a curated record. The transcript has 2 exons.